Maniola jurtina (meadow brown) is the source of this 1927-nucleotide messenger RNA. Its product is annotated as gastrula zinc finger protein XlCGF57.1-like. Gene Ontology annotation, biological process: regulation of transcription by RNA polymerase II. Gene Ontology annotation, molecular function: DNA-binding transcription factor activity, RNA polymerase II-specific; RNA polymerase II transcription regulatory region sequence-specific DNA binding. The record is from RefSeq and is a predicted model, not a curated record. NCBI's taxonomy places the organism in Eukaryota, Metazoa, Arthropoda, Insecta, Lepidoptera, Nymphalidae. Gene Ontology annotation, cellular component: nucleus. Bases 216 to 1688 code for a protein of 490 amino acids. The transcript is spliced from 2 exons.
AUGGUGCCGUGCCAACCGAGCUGCAGGAUGGCUGCAGGCCUGCAGGCGAUUCAGAAUAAAUACUCUCUCAAUUGAAAGAGAAUAUAAUCCAUUAUCCAAGAUGAAUCCAAGGAACAUACUAUACUACUCUCAUAGGAAGUAGGAACUCUACCUUGUAGGCUUUUGUUUCUGGUCGGUGCUUGUAGCACUUUGAAACUUGCUACAAAGAAAACAAAAUGAACGCUGAAGAAGAAAUUAACAAUGCUGGAUUAGAUGACAUCAACUGCAAAACAAAUACAUACAAUAGAGUAAAUAUAUUGAAAUCAAAUGAUGUUAUGAAAAGUGUAACAAGUCUAAAAGAGCCACUGUUGAUAAUACAACGACUGACAGACUCAUGUCACACUCCCAAUAUUACUACUUCUAAAUAUUUCAACUGUGAGGGAACAAGUGAAAAUGUUGUCGCUACAAUAGGAAACACUGCACCAGCCACCGAUGAUCAGACAUCAGACACUUUGCUAAGUGAAACUCCAACGGUAUGUUCAAAUAAUGAUAGCAUGAUAAAUCCGUUACCAGAAAAAAGGUCACUCGUGGGGAAUAUGUUAACUUGUGAAAGUCUCUCAGUAAAACAAAGGACUCACUCUAAAGUGACACUAUUCACUUGCAAGUUUUGCCAAUACAAAGCUAAACAAAAGUACCGUCUAACGGAACAUAUGAGAACUCAUACAGGUGACAAACCUUAUCAUUGCAAGCUGUGCACGCACACGUGUGCACGAAGAAGUUCUUUGAGGAAGCACAUGAAAACUCACACAGAUGAAAAACCUUUUUCUUGUUCACUUUGCGACUAUAGAUGUAAAGUAAAAAGUCAGUUGGUGAACCACAUGAUUAUUCAUCCAGGUAUGGUCUCGGCAAGUACUAAGUUCUCGUGUAAGUUGUGCAAAUACAGAUGUGGACUUCCCAGUAGUUUAGUUAUACACAUGAGAUCUCACAGUGGUGAGAAGCCAUAUCAAUGUGAGUUAUGCACGUGUAGAUAUGCACGAAAAGGACAUUUAAAGAGGCACAUGAGCAGCCACACGGGUGACCGGCCAUAUGCUUGUGAGCUGUGCCAUUACAAAGCUGUACGUAACAGUCAUCUAGUGAGGCACUUGAGAACUCACACGGGAGAAAAGCCUUUUUCUUGCGAGUUUUGCAAAUACAAGUGUGCACAAAGCAGUACUCUGGUGUCGCACAUGAGAACUCACUCGGGUAUAAAGCCUCAUGCUUGUAAGUUGUGCAGUUAUAAAUGUGUAUACAACAGGCAACUCGUCGCGCAUAUGAGAACCCACACAGGUGAAAAGCCUUAUGCUUGCGAGUUAUGUGAGUACAAAAGUGCAAGAAAUAGAGGCCUAGUAAAUCACAUGAGAAUUCACACUGGGGGACAGAGUCACAGGGGGGGACAGAGAUUUUGUUGUGAUUAUUGCAAGUAUAAAUGUACAUGGAAAAGUGACCUAGUAAAACACAUAAGCACUCAUACUAGGAAAGAGCCGCUUUGUUGCAAUUAUUGCGAGUAUAAAUCUAUGAGGAAGCGUGACCUAAUGGAACACAGCAUGAAAACUCACACUGAAGUAAAGCUGUUUUGUUGCGAUUCUUGCGAGUAUAUAUCUAGUAACAGAAGGAGCCUAGUGAGACACAUGAGAACUCGCACACAUAAAAAUGCUGUUGCUCGUUUGUGAUACAUAUUUUACUUGACACGUCAGUCACUUUUUUUUUGUAACAGCUUUUUAAAUCAUACUUUUAUUGUGAGAGUUGAUAAUAAGUUAUAUUGAGGUAAAAGUGUGGACUUUUACCUAACAAUCAAUGAAAUCUAUUAAAAUCAUUUUAUUAGUGUGUAUUAGUUGGAAGUGAAUGUAAUUAGGAAUAUUUAUCAAUAAAAUCAAUAUUAACUAUGAAUUUCAAUAAAAGAUUAAACAGA